Fimicolochytrium jonesii is the source of this 903-nucleotide messenger RNA. Its product is annotated as kinase-like domain-containing protein. The record is from RefSeq and is a predicted model, not a curated record. Gene Ontology annotation, molecular function: ATP binding; protein serine/threonine kinase activity. Gene Ontology annotation, biological process: actomyosin structure organization; peptidyl-threonine phosphorylation. Gene Ontology annotation, cellular component: cytoplasm; cytoskeleton. Lineage: Eukaryota; Fungi; Chytridiomycota; Chytridiomycetes; Spizellomycetales; Powellomycetaceae. The annotation marks the transcript as partial. The transcript is spliced from 3 exons.
GAUUUCGAGAUUAUCAAGACGCUUGCGACGGGUGCGGUGGGGAAGGUCUGCCUCGUUCGCCACAAACUCACCAAACAAGUUUACGCCAUGAAGAUCCUCAAAAAAGUCGACCUCCUAACCCGCCAAGAAGCCGCCUUCUUCAUGGAGGAGCGCGACGCCCUCGUCUUUGCCCAGCGCUCCGACUGGAUCACCACCCUCUUUGCCGCGUUCCAGGACGAGGAGAACCUGUACCUCGUGAUGGAGUAUGCGUCGGGAGGCAGUUUGCGCGCGUUGUUGAAUAAUAGGGAGACGCCGAUGGAUGAGGGGAGUGCGAGGUUUUAUGUGGCGGAGAUUUUGAUGGCGUUAGAUGAGUUGCAUCGGCACGAGUUUAUUCAUCGUGACGUAAAACCCGAAAACUGCCUCAUCGAUGCCUCAGGGCACCUAAAGCUCGCCGACUUUGGAUCCUGCAUCCGGAUGGAAGACGCCAAGAACGCAACGUCACAGGAGACCGUGGGCACCCCUGAUUACAUCUCCCCCGAAAUACUGCGAUCACACGAGGGCAACGCCAGCUACGGACGCGAAUGCGACUGGUGGUCGCUCGGGAUCGUGCUGUACGAGGUCUUAUUUGAUGAGGUGCCGUUUUACUCGGAGUCGCUGAUGGAGACGUAUGGAAAGAUUAUGGAUCAUGAGAGGAGUUUUGCGUUCCCGGACGAUAUUGAGGUGUCCGAGGAGGCUAUGGACUUGAUAAGGAAGCUGAUAUGUAAGAGGGAAACUCGGCUGGGGAGAAAUGGGACGAGCGAGAUUCAGAAUCACCCCUGGUUCAAGGGCAUGGAUUGGUCGGCUACUAGACAAUCGACUCCGCCAUUCAUUCCGGAGUUGACGGGGCCAGACGAUACGCGAUAUUUUGAAGACGAGGAUAAUGAA